AACUUGGAGGCUGGAAUUUUUGUGGGAGGAGGAACUGGACCGGGUGCUGAUUGGCUGCCCCGAGCACUCCCUGCCCCAACUCCUUUCUCCGGCUAUAAGUUUGGGAGCUGGCCUCAGGGAAGCAAGGCUCCCUGGAUCUCGACCCCCUCUGGACCUCCGGGAUGCGGCGACUGCAACUCCCUGUGAUUCUGCUCCUGGGGCUCUGCCUGCAGCUCAUGGCUCAGAGCCCCUUCCAACCAAGCAAGCCAUUCACCGUAGCGCUGAUCCUGCCGGAGGAAGAGGAAACUGUGAGAGCCGGGGAGGAUUUUGUCGUAACAACGAGAGUGACCUCUAGUUUUACGGAGUGCAUGGUGAUCCGAACCAGCGUGCUGACCAAUCCGGACCUGACCUUCCCCUACGGAAACUUCAGCUACACGGCCUGUCUGUGCCCCGGCGACCAGCGCAACUUCUUCUGGGACAUCAUCGCCAACCGCACAACCACGAUAACCGCCAUGGCCGAGGCCAUAGAGGAGGAAGGCAUUUGCACCGAAGACCUGGCCAUCAGACCCCCGAGCGACAGAGUUGAUUCUCAGACCAAGACCCUGAAUGUCAAGGCCUGAGAUGAGUCCCAACCCCUGCCUGGAACCCCGGUGACUAGGCCGAGGCCAGGCUGCAUAUAAACAUCCUGCUAACUGC
Molecule: messenger RNA, 675 nt
Organism: Tachyglossus aculeatus (Australian echidna)
Lineage: Eukaryota; Metazoa; Chordata; Mammalia; Monotremata; Tachyglossidae
Product: prolactin-inducible protein homolog
Exons: 4
Coding region: 162-599 (145 amino acids)
Biological process (GO): proteolysis; regulation of immune system process
Cellular component (GO): extracellular region
Molecular function (GO): aspartic-type endopeptidase activity
Source: RefSeq, a predicted model, not a curated record